Ostrinia furnacalis (Asian corn borer) is the source of this 3657-nucleotide messenger RNA. RefSeq names its product forkhead box protein L2. Gene Ontology annotation, biological process: cell differentiation; anatomical structure morphogenesis; regulation of transcription by RNA polymerase II. The coding region runs from base 377 to 1918 and encodes 513 amino acids. Gene Ontology annotation, molecular function: RNA polymerase II cis-regulatory region sequence-specific DNA binding; DNA-binding transcription factor activity, RNA polymerase II-specific. Lineage: Eukaryota; Metazoa; Arthropoda; Insecta; Lepidoptera; Crambidae. The transcript is spliced from 10 exons. The record is from RefSeq and is a predicted model, not a curated record.
UCCACGCGCGUCGCUCGUUCCGUAGUUGGUUCGCGGAGGGAUCACUCUACCUCCCGCCCGCCUUGCGCGCACAAUACGAUGCAAUUUCAAUAAACUUUCAACUAUAACGUGAACAUUGAACAUUAUAGUGAUUGACAAAACAAACUUUGAGUGACGUUGAGUGCGGAAAACUUUACAGUGCUACUAUCUAAAGGAUGCUCUUGGUUUUCCUGAAAGUUUCGAAAGAAAACUUCUGAGAGGAGAAAAGGAUUCUUCAGCUGGAUUCCACAGACUUAAAAGUGGCUCUCUUCCAGUGGCCAACGGAGCUGAUGGGGCAAGCCUCAAUGGGGAUGAGGAGGUGGCUCGGCUGACCCCAGGCCUGCAGAGGAGUUUCGAGAUGAACGAUCUACCGCUCAACACGUACACCGUGGACACGCGUAGAAUGCAACUGUACUCCCACCCUCACGUUCAUCCGACGGAGCUGUCAAUCCAUGCGAUGUCCACACACGAGCUGUUGAAGCCAAAGGACGAGCCUUCGUACUCUUUGGCGCCCUCGGGAAACUUGUGCUCUGUGAGCUUGCACCACUCAGGUACACCGCCAUACGACCACCGAAUAUGUUUGCAAGACAACGGUGAAGCAGAUACGCCGAAUUCCCAAGUCAAGAGCGAAGAAGAAUUGUCCCGCGUGUAUCAAACCCUAACUUUACCACCACUCCCUAGGGACGACACCAAUUCCAACAAUAACAGGUCUUACUUCAACAACAACAACUACUUAUAUCCAGAAAAAAAGGAUGCCACCUACAAUGAGUAUUUUCAACAACAAAAUGUUAUUUUCAGCAAUGAAACUAAAAGCAAAGCUAAACCACCGGCUCCGUCAAGUCCUGGAAACUCUGAAAUGAAACCUCAGUCCACAACACCGACCUCACAGGCUUUGACAAAACCUCCCUAUUCAUACGUUGCCCUGAUCACGAUGGCCAUUCAAAACAGUCAAAGCAAACGAGCCACUCUCAGCGAGAUAUAUGCUUACAUCACGAAGGAAUUCCCUUACUUCGAGAAAAAUAAAAAGGGCUGGCAGAAUUCCAUAAGACACAACUUAAGCUUGAACGAAUGCUUCAUCAAAGUACCGAGAGAAGGCGGCGGGGAGAGGAAGGGAAACUACUGGACCCUUGAUCCCCAAUGCGGUGAUAUGUUCGAGAACGGGAACUUCAGGCGACGGCGACGGAUGAAGCGGCCGUUUCGCGCGACGCCCUAUUCCAAGACGCUGUUCGGGGACGGGUACCACGUGGCCCACGUGGCCCAGCACGUCCCGCCCCACAUGCAGCCGCUCCCGCUGGGGGCCCGCAACUACUUCGGCUCAGGAUCGCCGUAUCCACCGUCUUACCCGAGAUAUGAUACGACAUGGUUGACCCAGUCGCCGUCGGGCCUGGGGUACUCGGGCGCUUGUGGGGGCAUGGGCCGCAGCCCCCCCGGGUGCUCGCCCCACAGCGCUAUGCCCCACCAGUCUUCGCCAGUGUCGGUCAACCCGUUCGCAAGCCAUCAGCUGCAGGGGCAGCUUCAAAACACAUUGCAACCGAUGCAAACAAUCCCAAUGAAUAGUUACAAUCCAAUUGGAGUCACAUCGCUAGAGGGUUCUUCAAGUCCAGGGCCUGGCUACGCGCCGUCCUCUGGAGGUUUCUCUCCAACUCGACACCACGACAUCGUCACAUCUUCCGAUGCUGCUGUGUCCAGAUUCCCUUUUUGGCCUGAAGGCGGGUCGCCGAGCCCCAACACAGGCUACGUGCCAGCCAGCAACUUCUCGCCCACGCGGCGCCACGAAGCCGUGACGUCAUCGGAUUCGCCAGGAUCUCGCUACUCGUUUUGGCCAGAUGUUGGAGUAAAAGAAGAGGCUUCGUCUAGUCUUGUGUCGAAUGGCCCACCGUAUUCGAAAUGCUUUAUGUAAAGACCAUGUUUGGAGAACAAGACUAGGCAUCUUCCAUUUCUUGCGUUAAGUUGUAAAAAUCAUGUUUGGAGGGAAACAAGACUAUCUUCCAUUUAGGCAUUUAAAUUAUGUAAACCAAAAAUGGAUUUCCAUGAUAUGAUACUGAUUUAAUUUUCAGUGUAUAAAUGUGCACUUUUAUUGAUUAAUAGUUGGUUUAAAGUCACGAUUUUGAUUUGAGCGUUUUGUCAGUGAUUUGUUGAAUGGCGGUAAAUGACGUGCGAUUAAGUUGCCAAAUAAGUGUUAGCUGAUCACAGUAGGGUUGAUGAUAUUGUCCACACCGACAUUAUGUUUCAGACACAUAAUUUUCGAUGAUAAAGAUCUCAUUUAUGGUAGCAUACCGUUAAUAUUAUCUAGUAGAUUGCUUCUAAAUUUCAUCUUGAUGUUUGUACAAGGAUAAGUAGUGUCAUAGUUGUUAGCGAGUUUUCGGUCUAGAAAUACUUACUGCAACAUAACAAGCAGAUGUUAAUUAAAUAUAUUGUAGCCCCUUUUAUUGUGACGUGUAAAUGGAAUCUUAAAUACGAUCUCUUUUCCAAUAGUCUGUGUUUCGUAAUCCGAUUGAAAGGUCACUCUCUAUGAUUGAAUUAAACGUACAGUUAGUAUUUACGAGUUUAUUUGUAUUUGUGGAUUCCAUUCUUCGAUAGUGUAUGAAUACAUCUUUCACAUACUUUGUACUUUUACCUGAUGUAUACGAGUAUUAGAAUAAUCUGGAUGUUAUAAAUAAUACUGUAUGUAGGCUAUAAAACUGGCACGCAUGGAUGCAUUAAAAUUAUUGGAUGAAUGAGAAAUGACUUGAAUCGUCUAAUAUCUACAUUUUAGAAAUUAUACGUACCUACCAACAGUUUCAAUCGUUACAUGUAAGCUUCUUUAAACAAUGCUUUUAAAGGGGAUUAGGUACCUGCUUUACGUAUAGUUGAUAUGGUACAGGUAAGUUCUGUUAUCGUAACACAGUAAAAAGUAGAGUAGACAUUUUUGAAUUUUCUUCCACAAAUAUUUACAUAGUAACUACACAGUACAUAGUGGCUAUUUCAACAUAAGACUACAUGAUUAGAAAGAUACAUAAAUUAAUAGAGCUUAGAUAUCUCUCGCCCAGUUAAACAGUAGGCGUCUUAAACGCAUUUUACCUACACGUAGUUAUGAAGAAAGUAGAGGUUUUAAAAAUUUUACUAUUACUCUUGUAAAUUAAAAAAGUCAACUUAAAUAAAAUUGAUUGAUUCAAACAAUGUAUUAGGUAAGUUAUUAUUAUUGUACUUUGUUUCCGACAUUGAUGUAUAAUGGUGGUCACAUUUUGAUUGUUUAAUUUUGAAAACCUUGGAAUAUGUGAUGGUGCUGAGGUACCAUAGUUGAAUAUGGUUGAUUUGUUUUGUAUUCUUAAACUAACGAUCACACCGACACGUCAAUUCCGCGCGGAAUACGAUAAAGAUAGGUAACGGGCCCAAGGUUUUAACUAUGGGUACGUCCUUAGGUAAUGAUGGGUACAUCUCUAAUUAACUAUGGGUACAUCCGGAAGUAACUAUGGGUACUCCCCUAACGCGCUUUUUAAAUUCCUUCGAUUCUCGUUCGGAAUCCGCAUCGGUUUGUUUGAAGUUCAAUUGUAUAUAAUUUCAUAUUGUUGUACAGUUACAUUUGCUAUGAGUUUAAUACCAAAAUUCUUGUUUUAUUUAUUUGUUUUGUAUAUAAAUAUCAGCCCUAUACACUGUUUA